Molecule: messenger RNA, 2353 nt
Organism: Phyllopteryx taeniolatus (common seadragon)
Lineage: Eukaryota; Metazoa; Chordata; Actinopteri; Syngnathiformes; Syngnathidae
Product: gastrula zinc finger protein XlCGF57.1-like
Exons: 3
Coding region: 259-1986 (575 amino acids)
Cellular component (GO): nucleus
Source: RefSeq, a predicted model, not a curated record
CGAAAGGAAGCCGACGGUUUGAAGUCACAACGACUUUGCCCUUUUUUUUUUCUGGCCUUAUUUCACACAUGAUCAGACGAAUUUGAUGACGCGGACUUUUCUUUUCCGCGUAAAUUUGGUUGGAAGCCUUCUCCAUUCCGCUCAGCUCGCUAACUGCUAACAAAGCGAUGCGGAAGUGAGCAACACGUCGCCAAGCGGCGCCCGAAGUGAGUGUGAAGCGUCGCCAUUAUUAUUAUUAUUAUUAUUAUUAUUAUUAUUAUGUGCAAAGUAGAAAUGCUGAGGGAGUUGUUUCACGCGCGACUAAGUGCUGCCGUCGAAGAAAUAUUUGUAGUGUUUGAAAGAACGAUUGCAGAGUACGAGGAAGAACUUUGUCGGGCGAAAGAGGAGAACGAGCGACAACGUCAACUACUGGACGCCGUCUUCAAGCCACAAGAUGAGUUACACGUUGAGCUUCAUCCUGAGCAGCACAAGCGGAGCUCCAGGGUGGAGGACGAGUCGACGCCCCCCAACGCCAAAGCCGAAGAGGAGGACCUGUGGACGAGUCGGGAGGGAGGGCGGCUUCAGGGGUUCCCAGGGAUUCGUGUCAUCGUGAAGAGUGAAGGGGACGACGACGAAGUGUCAAAGUCUCGGCUUCAUUCCGCUCAAAGUGUGGAAAGCGGAGCAAGCGGCAGCUCAAGUCAGCGCGUGACGACAGGAGAUGGAGACCAGUUUGAAGGAUCGCAAGCAACCGGCCUCUCAGACACCAAGUCUGACACUGAUGAUGAUGAUGAUGAUGAUGAUGAACACGCUAAAGGUGGUAUGAAAUAUCCCACUGAAAACGCACACCUGACGUGUCCUCAAUGUGACAAGACAUUUGGGACCAAAUACACUUUAAGAGUGCACAUGAGAACGCACACGGGAGAGAAACCGUUUUCCUGCUCAUGUUGCAGUAAAACGUUCUCUCAAAAGGUCAAGUUGAUGACGCACGCAAGAACACACACGGGUGAAAAACCCUUUCCCUGUUCGCUGUGCAACAAGAGUUUUCGUGAUCAUUCAGCGUUGGUGCAACACAAGAGAACGCACACGGCCAUCAAGAAAGAGUUCCACCUUGAGCAGCUUGAACCAGAGCCUCCUCACAGGAAGGAGGAAGAGGAGCCAGGGUCCCCUUCCAUUAAAGAGGAAGAGGAGGAGACUGAUAUCACCAAGUUGCCGUUCACUUGCGUCAUCGUGAAGAUUGAAGGUGGUGAUGAAGAAGAAGGUGAUGGAGACCGAGGUGAAGGAUCACAGGCAGACAGCCUUUUAGCUCCAGUAUCAGAUAGUGACAACAAAAUGUCAGACUCUGAUGAUGAUGAUGAUGAUGAUGAUGAUGAACACGCUAAAGGUGAUAUGCUGUGUCAAACUGAGGACAAAGCCUGGGAAUGUUCCCUGUGUGGCAAAUCUUUCUCUGCCAAAAAAAAUCUGAGAAGACACCUGAUGCUCCAUACAGGCGAAAAACCUUUCAGCUGCGCAGAUUGUGGUAAAAGAUUCGCUAGUAAGGCACAUUUGCACAGACACGCGAGAACGCACACUGGAGAGAAACCUUUUUCCUGCUCAGUCUGCGGUCUUAGAGUAACUCAAAAGAUUAAUUUAUUAAAUCACAUGAAAACACACACCGAGGAGAAACCUUUCGCGUGCCCAUUUUGCACCAAAGGCUUCGCUCGUAAGGCACAUUUGAACAGACACGCACAAAUACACACUGGAGGCAAGGCCUUUGUCUGCUCAGUCUGCACCUUAACUUUCAGCGAACGUUCCAAUUUGGCGAAGCACAUGAGAGAACACACCGGGGGAAAACCCUUUUCCUGCUCAGUUUGUGGGAAAAGUUUCUCUCAGAGACGCGCUUUGACAAGACACACUCGAAUGCACACAGGUGAGAAACCUUUCAGUUGCAGUGUGUGUGGUAAAAGAUUCCCUCAGAAGUAUCAGGUGAAGAAACACAAGUGUGUUGUUGACAAAUGCAGCAUGAAAUGAAGCUUCAGAACUUUAGGCAACAGGUUUUAAUGGGAGCGGUAUGGUGGCCACGUGAUCCUGAAUCCAAUCCGAUGGUCCUUCUCUGCUGGCCUGAACAUUUUCAGAAGCACUGACCUAAGUUGCGUAACCUUGUAUGAUAGUAAUUUAUUUUCAUUUCUUGGCUGGCCUGCUUGCAGUAGUGUGGAUGUGGGAUUUUUUUUUUUUGUCCAAUCAGAUUUCAGCAUCUAUGUGUUGACCUGUCAGUGUCGUCUGCCCAGGCAGGGCCUUCAGAAUCACGUGUGAGUUGUGGCCUAAGGCAGCUGUUUGCCAGUGUUCUCAUUUCAUAUUGGUGUUUAUUUGUCUUGUUUAAUAAAAAUCUUCAUGGGCA